Molecule: messenger RNA, 4968 nt
Organism: Sinocyclocheilus grahami
Lineage: Eukaryota; Metazoa; Chordata; Actinopteri; Cypriniformes; Cyprinidae
Gene: mark2b
Product: MAP/microtubule affinity-regulating kinase 2b
Exons: 19
Coding region: 761-3124 (787 amino acids)
Biological process (GO): protein phosphorylation; microtubule cytoskeleton organization; intracellular signal transduction
Cellular component (GO): cytoplasm
Molecular function (GO): tau-protein kinase activity; ATP binding
Source: RefSeq, a predicted model, not a curated record
CUCUGGAUGUUUGGCCUUGGACGCGAGCCCUCAGACGCGUCGUUUCAUUCAGGAACCGUUUGUCGCCGGGAUCCAGUGAGUAGCGGAAGACGGUUUCGCGGAUCAUGAGGGUUUUUCGGGAUUGAUCAUUUUUUGAAACCCGUCUUAGGUUAGUUAGUCCUUCGUCAUUAGCACUCACGGUUGUUUUUCUUCACAUCCGUGUUUAGUCGAGCGACGCUUGUUUCCGUGUAUCUCAAACUGACGGUUGAGGUAUUUUCAGCUUUUGUUGACACUUGUUUUUGAAGGUCGGUAAAAUUGUGAUUUUUGGCUGGCCUAACACUUAAUAUCGCUCGCAGAGAGACCCUUUUCCUUUUUGUUUGCUCAUUCUCUAUGACUGUUAAGGAACAAAUGAAUUGUUUUAAAACUCUCGCUCAUUCGGUUGGGAAGCAAAUAUAAAUGUAAGUGAGCUCCAUGUUAGUCUCCCCGAGAAGACUUCAAAUCCUUCAUAAAUCCUCCUCAAGUACCUGCUGUUUAUUUUCAACUGGAGACUUCAAAACAAGUUUUUUUCCCCCUCCACAUGUGGACUGAUGUUGGGCUUCAACUUGUUGAUCUCUGUCUGCGUGGCUAGUUCAGGCUAGCUGGCAACACUGAUUUGAUUACUUCUGUCAGAACAGACGAAUAGCCUCUAACGACAAGCUUAUAAAUGCUUGUCAACCACUGAAAACGAUUCUGCAUUUACAUUUCCCCCUUUGGCCCUGUUUUUGAGAAUCCCUGGGUGAAAAUGUCAACCCGGCCUCAAGGAGUAGGUGUUAUAGAGAAUUCAUCCAGCCAGACCCACUCUGAUGCCAAAGGAGGAGGGCGUCCCAGUGUGUCACGUAGUCGGAAUGUGGUGCCGACGGUGGAUGAAUACCCCCACAUAGGAAAUUACAGACUGCUGAAGACCAUCGGCAAGGGCAACUUUGCCAAGGUUAAACUGGCCCGACAUGUCCUCACUUCUAAAGAGGUAGCAGUGAAAAUCAUAGACAAGACACAACUCAACUCUUCUAGUCUACAAAAACUCUUCCGAGAAGUGAGAAUCAUGAAGUUUCUGAAUCACCCAAACAUUGUGAAGUUAUUUGAGGUGAUUGAGACAGACAAGACGCUGUAUUUAGUCAUGGAAUAUGCCAGUGGAGGAGAGGUUUUUGAUUACCUUGUUGCUCACGGGAGGAUGAAAGAAAAGGAAGCGCGUGCCAAGUUUAGACAGAUUGUCUCAGCUGUGCAGUAUUGCCAUCAGAAGUGUAUUGUACACCGAGAUCUUAAGGCUGAGAAUCUUUUACUGGAUGCUGACAUGAACAUAAAGAUCGCUGACUUUGGUUUCAGUAACGAGUUUACGGUGGGCAAUAAACUGGACACGUUUUGCGGGAGCCCACCGUAUGCCGCCCCUGAACUCUUCCAGGGCAAAAAGUAUGACGGUCCAGAGGUGGAUGUGUGGAGUCUAGGGGUCAUACUUUACACGCUGGUCAGUGGCUCGCUGCCUUUUGAUGGACAGAACCUGAAGGAGUUGCGAGAGCGUGUUUUAAGAGGGAAAUAUAGGAUUCCCUUCUACAUGUCCACAGACUGUGAGAACCUGCUGAAGAAGUUUCUCAUCCUCAAUCCUACCAAGAGGGGAAGUUUGGAGCAGCAGAUCAUGAAGGAUCGCUGGAUGAAUGUAGGUCAUGAAGAUGAUGAUCUGAAGCCUUACAUUGAGCCCCAACCUGACUACAAAAACCCCAGGAGAACAGACAUAAUGCUUCAGAUGGGUUUCAGUCAAGAGGAAAUUGAGGAAUCUCUCAUCAAACAAAAAUACAAUGAAGUCAUGGCAACCUACCUGCUGCUUGACUAUAGGAAUUCAGAGCUUGACGAGGGUGUCAACUUGUCGCUAAAGCCACGCCCAGGAAGUGACCUCACUAACAGCAAUGGCCCUUCUCCACCUCAUAUGGUACAGCGCAGUGUGUCAUCCACUCAGAAACCGGUCAGAAGAUCAACAGAUCAGGGCUCAUACUCGAAACGGCCUCAGGGAGAAAACAAGCAUAGAGUGGAGGAUUCUGGGAGGAAAGGUUCAAGUAGCUCCACCAAAGUUCCACCCAGUCCAGUUACCUCCAGCGAACGCAAAAAGAGUUCCACACACUCUACUAAUAGUAUCCUGUCCACGGGCACAAGCCGCAGCAGAAAUUCCCCCGUUUCUGAGAGAGACACUCUAGGAGUGCAAAACGGCAAGGACAGCCUAAACACGCCCGGGUCCCGUGCCUCCACGGCCUCGGCCGGCGCCGUGCUCUCCUCAUCCUCUUCCUCACGCACCCGCCAUCACAAGUCCCUCUCUACCUCCGCCCAUCCCUGCCCCGCAGACCUGCACUCACACCGGCCCAGUGAUCCCCCACAGAGAGCACCUGGUGCUUCCCCAUCAGCCCACAAUAUCAGCAGCGCAGCUGGGACGGACCGUACCAAUUUCCCUAGAGGGGUGCCCACCCGCAACACCUUCCACCUCGGCCAGCAGCGAGGUGCACGGGACCAACAGGGUUCUCCUUACCACGGAGCCCCCGCCUCCCCUUCUCUCUCCCACGACAACAGCCAACAACGACGACCCGCGGCUUCCGGCAUCUUCAGCAAGUUCACCUCCAAGUUUGUGCGCAGAAAUCUGUCACUCAGAUUCCCCAGAAGGAGCCCCUAUGAGGGAGAGGGUCAAGAGGAGGGGAUCAGAUCUAUGCUCAGCAGCGCAGAGAAGUCGGAGAAGACCAGCGUAGGGCCGGAAGACGACAACAAAGACUCCUCCCCCGGGGGCGGGACUACUCCGGCCGCUCCCGUGUCCUCACUUAGAGACCAGGCGAAGCCUCGCUCACUCCGCUUCACCUGGAGCAUGAAGACCACGUCUUCCAUGGAGCCCGGUGAGAUGAUGAAGGAGAUUCGGAAGGUUCUCGACGCCAACAGCUGCGAGUACGAGCUGCGCGAGUGCUACAUGCUGCUGUGCAUGGCUGGUAACCCCGCCCGCGACGACUUCGUCCAAUGGGAGAUGGAGGUGUGCAAGCUGCCCCGCCUCUCGCUUAACGGCGUGCGCUUCAAGAGGAUAUCCGGGACGUCUAUUUCCUUCAAAAACAUCGCCUCCAAAAUCGCCAACGAGCUGAAACUGUGAGAGGAGAAAGAGAUGAGAAAAGUAGCAUAUUAAAGAGUCUCUGAACAGGGAUGAGUGAGGAUCGUAUUGCUCAAACACAACCUGCUGGUAUGGCUAGGUACACAGAGAGGUAUAAGAUCAGAUUCAUACAAACGGAGGGGAAAAGUAGCACACUGGCCCUUCAUUGAGGAGUUUUGGAAGAGUAAUCUCUGCAGGUUCUUGGUUCAUUGUCCUGAACAUGUUCAAUUCAGAAAGGUGACAAAUGAAUUUUGAACUCAUUUCGUUCUCUUUGUACACUCGCACACAAACACACCUAUUGCCUAUUGAAAGGGAUAGAGCUUAAAACGCCAAACUUGUAAGAUGGGUGGCCCUAAAUAUUCACAGGGUAGAGGUGGGCAGUUUAGGACAGAAGUGAAGUUUGUGCCCCCUUAAGAGAGACACUCUCUCUCUCUCUCUCUCUCUCUCUCUCUCUCUCUGUGUUUAUUUCUUCCUCUUCUUCUAUCGACAGGGUUACGCUUCACCGUUGUUCAGUAAGAGCCAGAAUUUGAUCAAUACUGAGAGGAUUGUAAAUUCUGGUUAAGGUGAUUUUAAUACUUAAUCGGCUGGGUUUAGAUUUGCUGCACUGGAAUGGGUGAAUUUCUGUUGCCUUUUUUAUUUUCUUAUAGAAAUUAAAUGUUUCAUUGUUGUAUUUACCAAUGAUUAUGUUUUAAUAUUAUUCCUAGGAAAAACAAAUUCUUUUUUUUUUUUUUUGUGGUCUCGUGUUAUUGAUCGCGCUAUGCCUUUGUAUAAAGAAUGUCUGAAAAAGCACCACAUGACUCCCACUGAACCUUUCACACACUCGCCCCGCUUUGUCGCAAAGGAUUAUGGGGCAGCAAGUACUCUCCUCACACUUAAAACAAAAAAAGUCACUGGAAAAGACAUUAAAGGACUCAAUCUUUGCAACUAAUCAUUCCCAUGCCAUUUUCGUGACUAAAGAACUGAUGUCGAGCUCUUCUCUGCAUCCAACACCUUUUCAUGGUUCUAGCCAAGAACUUUCCACCUCGGUCUCAUCUGCGGGUGGCUUUUUGACGUUAUGCAUUUGGUAGUACACUCUUUAUGAAAACGUGUCGUGAUUGAAUGUGUAUGUGUGUGUGAGAGAUGAUGGAGUGUCAUAUCUGAAUAACCAAAAUGCUCGCUUCGUUUCAUAUUCAAUGCAGAGACUAUUAAUACGUAGCCUUGAGACAACAAGUACCUGCCAUGAAGAGUCAAAUACUGGCAUUCUGUUAAUUCCAAUAUUUUGUUGGCAUUAUCAUUUUCACUAUUGAAAUCAGUUCGGAUGUCAUUCUCACACAAGCAGAUCAGUAAUUCGAGCAGAUGGGAACCAACCUGCAGAUAUGUCUGCGUAAAAGAGAGAGCAAACGGUGUGUUUCCAUCCAUUUCUGCUGAGCUGUACAUGCUUGCAUGCAUCCUCUAGUUGACAUCGGACGCACUGUCACCUCUGUUGUGGUGUAAAGAGGAAGGGGGUUGGGAUCAGAUCUCCUUAAAAAGUCUGUCACCAGCUUUGGGGGACAACUGUGCACAUGUGUGUUUUAUACCUUCAUAGAAAAUAACGAUUAUCUUUUUUUUUUGUCAUGUACUUUGCUGUUCUCACAAAUGAUCAUUUGUUCAAGGUGCUGGGAUCCAAUUAUCUUAAGUAUGGUUUAUUUUUCUUCAGGGUUGAUUGUUUUUAUUCACACAAGUUUUUCGUUGCUGUAAUUUUAUUAUUUGUGUCAGACUCUUUGCUGUUGGGUUAGGGGGGUUUGCAUAGAAAUACACCAAAUGUUUUUUUUUUAUUUUUGUGCAAAGAUGAUUAUGAUCAAUGAUAGUAAUAAAACAAUUAAAUUCAA